Messenger RNA from Xiphias gladius (swordfish), 2964 nucleotides. It is a transcript of the gene ccm2l, whose product is annotated as CCM2 like scaffold protein. The record is from RefSeq and is a predicted model, not a curated record. The transcript is spliced from 11 exons. Bases 198 to 2102 code for a protein of 634 amino acids. Gene Ontology annotation, biological process: heart morphogenesis. NCBI's taxonomy places the organism in Eukaryota, Metazoa, Chordata, Actinopteri, Istiophoriformes, Xiphiidae.
UGAAGACGCUGAGACAGAAGCUAAAAUAACUGGAACGGAGAGAGACAGGGGGGAACCAUGGAAAAAACAACUGAGAGACAAACGCAAAGACAACAAAAGACAAACUGAAAAAAUAAAAUACAUUCAGGAAGAGUGUGACCACGAACAGGACUCAGCCGACCCACUACAGGACAAAUACAGAGGAGGACAGGACAACGAUGGACUAUGAACCAAAGAAAUCCAAGAAGGGUUUUGUCUCCCCCAUUAAGCGCCUGGUCUGGUCCAAAUCUGGUCGAAGGCCAGUCGAUCGAGGCAGCACUUACCGCCGCCCACUGCACACUGUCCCCCUCUAUCCCCCCGACUACGUCAUCCACCCUGAGAGACUCAUCUUCGACUACGUGGAGAAGGAGGUCAAGUUCCUUGGUCACCUGACCUGGGUGUCGGUUUCACUGAAUCCCUCCAGCCGAGACGAACUGCUACAACUACUGGAUACAGCCAGGCAGCUGAGGGUGCUGCCGUUGAAGACCAGCGUGGAUCAGGACUGUAUUCUGAGUCUGUCUGCCCGCUGUCUGCUGCUGACGUGGAGAGACAACGAGAAGCUGCUGAUGAGGAUUCCCACGCACGAGAUCGCCGCUGCCUCCUACCUGAGAGACGACGCGCUGCACCUGCUGGUCCUCAAGACAGGUCUGAACGUGGACACCGUGGUUGCCGGGGACGACAGCCUGGACAGGAAAAAGCCAACGGGCAUCGACGGGCGACGUCAAACCAUGAGCUGCAACGCCGACCCGCGACCUGCGGGGGGCACGAUGGAGCGACGGCACACCAUUUGCGGAGUCGACUGGAGGCCGUCGCUGUCCAGGAGUAACCACGACAAAAACCAGAACAUGGAAAGAGGAGGGGGAGGAGGUGGUGGAGGGGGAGGGGGAGAGAGAGGAGGAGGAGGGAGCUUGGAGAGGAAGAGAGUGGGAGGGAGCUGGGAGAGGAGGCAGCAAACACGUAAAACAGGGGGGAGCUGGGAGAAUCGCAGAGCAAGACCCAUGAGCGGGAGCUGGGGGGUGGGAGUAGGAGGAGGCGGUGCGGGUGGGAGCUGGGAGAGGAGGCACGGAGGAGGGGGAGGGGGUGGUGGAGGAGGGGGGAGCUGGGAGCGGAGAGGAGGAGGUGGUGGAGGAGGAGGAGGUGGUGGAGGAGGAGGAGGCAGCGGGGGGAGUUGGGAGCGGCGGCAAGCCUGCACAGGGAGCUGGGAACGGGGCAAGAGCUACGGCAGCUGGGAGAGGAGGAACCACAACCCGCUGGAGCCCACGCCCUGCCCCGACGCCUACUGCAACCUGGUCAUCCUGGCUGUGGAGAACCGGGAUGCUGCAGAGGAGUACUGUUCUCUGAUCUGCCAAAUGUUCCAGAUCAUCUACGGCCAUCAGACCAUCGAGUGUGUCGACAGGGCGGGGUUUCACCACUCCAUGCCGGACCGCUAUUGGCUGCAGAGGAGUGACAGCUGUCUGACUGACAUGUCCUACAGUUACGAUCCAGAGUUUAGCUGCUGCAGCUCAUGUGAUGGCUCCCAGGAUGCCUUUGAGCUCUACUACAGUGAGACGUACAGCGAGAGUUCAUCUCUCUCGCUGCAAGACUCCCAUCGCAGUCUGGCUUCAGCCAGUGAUGCGGGAGACAGUAACCCCGCCCUGCUGCUGAUGCAGGAGUACAUGAUCACGCUGCGUAACAAGCUGAGUCCGGUGGAGCUGCAGCAGUUUGCAGUGUUGCUGAGAGAAUACAGACUGGGAUCAAACAUCGACCACUUCUGCUCUGAGCUGUUGCAACUGUACGGAGACAACCGCAAGUUCCUGCUCCUGGGCAUGCGUCCAUUUAUCCCAGACAAAGACGUUGGAGUGUUUGAGAGUUUCCUGGAGAGCAUCGGGAUCCGAGAGGGCGGGAUUUUAACCGACAGCUUUGGACGCAUCAAGCGCAGCAUGAGCAACACAUCGGCUACGGCCAUGAGAGGGUACGACAACUGCUCUCGGGCCUCAGGAUCUCAGGAAUUCAACCGACGAAUCACCGACAUCACCCACGACAUCCAGGCGCUCGGCUUCCAGGACACGCACGGAGACAUCGAGGAAGAGGACUACUACCUCUGAGGGAGGGACGAAGAUGAGAAUGAUGGAGUUUUAUUCCCCAUUGGAUCCAGACAGCGUCUGGACUCUGGACCUGCCGAGUGCCUCUAAGCAAGACCAACAUGUCCGCAGCCCAUGUUCUCCCCACUGUUAGACAAAUGAACUGUAAAUUUAAAUUCUUAAUGCUGAUGUCUUAAAAUGCAAAUUCUGUCGUGUGCACAGACAGAAAAGCAGGCGAGACAAAAAGCAAAACUGCAGGUGAGUGUAAUAAAAGUAGAGGAAGAAAGUUAUUCCGUGGACGACCAAAGGUGACCUGUCAAUUAACCUGAUUAAAUAUGACUGCAGUUUCUUUUUCAGUGUAUCAUGCAUGUACAGCAAAACUAGAACUACGAUUAAACAAUGCAAAGUUUUAAUAUUUUAAUUUUAAUUUAUUUUUUUACAACACAUCAUUGCUACUAAAAUGAAAUCAGACCUUUACUGUCAAAUGUAUGUUCUAUGUAUUUCAAAUGAACCUGAGUGAAACCGAGUUUUUUUUCCUGUGGCUGUUAUUUUAGAGAGAAAUCAAUCAAAUGUCAUUUUGAUCAUUUUACCGAAUUAAAAACAUGAAGAUGGAAAACCAGACAUUUUCUAAAGGGGCCUGUAACAUAACGGAAAGCUUUGUUUUCUGUUGGAGGAAGAACGACUGUUUGGGUUCAUUGCAGGCAAACAGCCAUACCGUGGCCACUUCUUCUACCGCUUCUGGAGGUCAAAGGUCAUGAUUAAAGUUCAAACGUUGUGUCAACCAAUUAAAUCUCUGAAUAGCUCAUCGUUAAAAAAGAUAGGAAACGAAAACCAACACAUGUUUGAGGUGGGCAGUACAGAUACUGCACUUCAUUGCUGAAUAAAC